This is a messenger RNA of Telopea speciosissima, 318 nucleotides long. RefSeq names its product 50S ribosomal protein 6, chloroplastic. The coding region runs from base 1 to 318 and encodes 105 amino acids. Gene Ontology annotation, molecular function: rRNA binding; structural constituent of ribosome. Gene Ontology annotation, cellular component: ribosome; chloroplast. Gene Ontology annotation, biological process: translation. The transcript has a single exon. NCBI's taxonomy places the organism in Eukaryota, Viridiplantae, Streptophyta, Magnoliopsida, Proteales, Proteaceae. The record is from RefSeq and is a predicted model, not a curated record.
AUGUCGAUUUCAGCGGUGUUUGGGUCAAGAAUCGUGUUACCCAACAAUUCCACUGGUCUUGUAACGAAGGCAGCUCCAACCAGCGUUGGAAGAAGAAGGGAUUUGGUGAUAGAGUGCUCGUCUCGGCCACAGAAGAAGGGGACGGCGCACCACAUGAAGACUAGGCCCAAGAAAACUCAGCCUUGGGACAUCAAGCGUCGCCCCACAGUCUACCCACCUCUCCCUGCUCUCCCUCCUGAUUGGAGUCUCCUCACUGCUGAUGAACCUGCCGCCACUGUUCUCACUUCUCCCACUCCACAAUCAAUCGAGAAUCCUUGA